Messenger RNA from Glycine soja, 603 nucleotides. RefSeq lists its product as uncharacterized. Gene Ontology annotation, molecular function: RNA-DNA hybrid ribonuclease activity; nucleic acid binding. The transcript has a single exon. The record is from RefSeq and is a predicted model, not a curated record. Bases 1 to 603 code for a protein of 200 amino acids. NCBI's taxonomy places the organism in Eukaryota, Viridiplantae, Streptophyta, Magnoliopsida, Fabales, Fabaceae.
AUGCAUCCAGAGUUUCUGGAUGAAGACAUCAUGGCCUUGUUCGAAGAGAAGUCGGAGGACAAGGAUAGGGAUAAGUGGAUCAUGUGGUUUGAUGACGCGUCCAAUGCCCAAGGCCAUGGGGUUGGGGCAGCUUUGGUCUCUCCCGACAAUCAAUGCAUUCCCUUCACAACCAGAUUAGGCUUUGAUUGCACAAACAACAUGGCUGAAUACAAGGCAUGCGCCCUCAAGAUCCAACUAGCAAUUGACUUCAACGUCAAAUUGCUCAAAGUAUACGAAGAUUCAGCCUUGGUGAUCCAUCAAUUGAAGGGAGAAUGGGAAACUAGGGAUCACAAGUUGAUACCUUAUCAGGCAUACAUCAAGAAAUUGACCAAGUUCUUCGAUGACAUCUCGUUCCAUCACAUUCCCAAAGAAGAGAAUCAAAUGGCCGAUGCACUUGCCACUCUAGCAUCCAUGUUCCAGCUGACUCCACACUUAGACUUGUCGUACAUCAAGUUCAGAUGUCGCGGCAAGCCCGUGCAUUGUUGUUUGAUAGAAGAGGAACAAGAUGGUAAACCUUGGUACUUCGACAUCAAUUGCUCGGUGAAAUGCCUCAAUGGCAUGUGA